Molecule: messenger RNA, 1414 nt
Organism: Seriola aureovittata
Lineage: Eukaryota; Metazoa; Chordata; Actinopteri; Carangiformes; Carangidae
Gene: msrb1b
Product: methionine sulfoxide reductase B1b
Exons: 4
Molecular function (GO): peptide-methionine (R)-S-oxide reductase activity
Source: RefSeq, a predicted model, not a curated record
AGCAGAGGUAACUUGGCAGUUUUUGCAGCAGAGCCUCAUAAAUAAACACGAUACAAUGCUGCUCCCUUCUGUUCUAUUGCAUGAUGACAAUAUAAAUACUGAUGCUCUGACUUCCAGUACCGUUUCUGUCUGUAUGUCCACCUGUGCGCUUGUUGUCGGACACCGCCAUCUAGUGUUAAAGCAGAUACCUGCAGGGGGCGGAGCUCCGGUUAAAUCUGCGGCCAGGAUCAACUCGCACGAGAGGAGGGGAAAAACAGCCGCUGCUCCUGCCCCGGUCACCUGCCAUCCCUGCCGGAGGAAAGACCGAGACAGAUUAACAUUUAUUCUGCCUUUAUCUGGUCUGCAGAGAAACCACAGUAUGUCUUUCUGUCAGUUCUUAGGCGGUGAGAUCUACAAGGAUCAUUUCAAACCAGGUAUGUAUGUGUGCUCCAAGUGUAACCAUCCCCUGUUCUCCAGUCGGUCCAAGUUCGCCCACUCGUCUCCCUGGCCGGCUUUCACCGACACCAUCAGAGAGGACAGUGUCACCAAGAUGAUGGAGACUCUCACUGCCUACAAGGUGCUGUGUGGCAAGUGUGGCAACGGGCUGGGCCACGAGUUCGUGAAUGACGGUCCAGAGGAGGGAGUCUCACGUUUUUGAAUAUUCAGCCACUCGCUCAAGUUUGUCCCCGUCAAAGGCAAAGACAAACAGUAAAGAGCGAGGUCUGAGCUCUCUGUAACUGCUGCUCGGUCGAGGACGUGUGAACAGGUCGGCUCAGCGCGUGACGUGGACGGGACAAAGGCCCGAGAGGGACGUCCUGUCCGCUGAAGAAUCUUUGACCGGCCUCUGACACAGGGACCACACUACACCUCUGCAAAUAUCCCUCUGCAAAACUGUUUUCAUAUUCCUUGAAUACCUCAUGUUCAAAUACAAAUUAACUCCACGACGAAACAAUAAAAUGUACGAGUUCAUGCAUGUCAUUGUAGCAAAAAUUGGGUUUUGCAACAACAGUUAAAAAGUUAUAAUUAAACAGGCACUCAUCAGUUAUUGCUGCUAUCUUUUUCACUUCACUGUACACUAUGCUGCCUGUAUCAUUUACUUACUCCCAAAGGUAAAUAUAACCAUAUUAGCUAUGCACUGAAGACGUCCACAUUUCUAGUCAGUCUACACUUUUGGUAUCUCUUUUGUAUGUUUAUUUUGAAAUUAUGUAGUAGCAAAUAAAUUGUUAACCUACUGUAAGAACCAGAGGCAUUUCAGCUCCUGAGACUUUUCACCUGAGCAAAAAUGCAAAAUAAUACAUCUGUACCUUUGUGGAUUUGCAUUUUACUUUGAAAAACUCACAUCUGAGUCAAAAAAUUUGAUUCAUCCUCCAUUGUAACAGUCCUUUAUAUUCAUGCUCAUAUAAAUGAACAAACAAUAAAUUAUAGUUUGAUAGAU